GGAGAUAAAAGGAGCACUGAACGAGAGAGAGCUCUUAGUUUUCUCAGCCUUUCAGGACGUAGUGAGGAAGUCUCUAGUUUCCUAACAUCAUGACCACCACCACCAGGCAAUACACCUCCUCCUCCUCCAUGAGGGGGCCUGUGGGUUUCAGUGGGGGCUCUUCGCGGUUUUCCUCCUCCCAUCUUGGAGGGGGCUACAGAGCACCCAGCAUCCAUGGUGGAGCCGGUGGCCUCUCUGUCUCUUCCACUCGCUACGUCUCUGGAGUAGGCAGUGCCCUUGGUGGUGGCUAUGGGGGCAGCUACUCUAGCAGUGUGGGUGGCGGCUUUGGUGGUGGCGGCUUUGGUGGUGCCAUUGGUAGCAGCUUUGGUGGCGGCUAUGGUGGCAUUGGUAGUGGCAUUGGUGGCGGCUUUGGUAGCGGCUUUGGUGGCAUUGGUAGUGGCAUUGGUGGUGGCUUUGGAGGUGGCUUUGUUGCUGGCGGUGAUGGGAUCUUGGGUGGGGGAGAAAAGGAGACCAUGCAGAACCUGAAUGACCGUCUGGCGAACUACCUGGAUAAGGUGCGGCAGCUGGAGGAUGCCAACUCGGAGCUGGAGAUUAAGAUCAAGGAGUGGUACAAGAAGCAGGGACCCGGCCCAGACCGUGACUACAGCCAUUAUUUCAGGACCAUUGAGGACCUGCGUAGCAAGAUUCUUGCUGCCUCUGUUCAGAAUGCCAGCAUCCUUUUGCAGCUUGACAAUGCUAAGUUGACUGCUGAUGACUUCAGAACCAAGCUUGAGACAGAGCAUGCACUGCGCAUGAGUGUUGAAGCUGACAUCAAUGGCUUGCGCAGAGUCUUGGAUGAAUUAACUCUGGCCAGAUCUGACAAUGAAAUGCAGUUGGAAAAUCUGAAGGAGGAGCUGGCUUACCUGAAGAAGAACCAUGAGGAGGAAAUGAGUGUCUUCCGAAGCCAACUGGGUGGAGAAAUCACAGUUGAAAUGGACGCUGCUCCAGGGGUGGACCUGACCAAGAUCCUGUCGGAGAUGCGUGAGCAGUAUGAAUGCAUGGCAGAGAAGAACCGCAAAGAGGCUGAGCAGUGGUUCCUCAGUAAGACUGAGGAGCUGCAUCAAGAAGUUGCCAUCAAUACAGAGCAGCUAAGUAGCGGCAAGUCCGAGAUAACGGAACUCAGACGCACCUUCCAAAACUUGGAGAUAGAGCUGCAGUCCCAACUCAGCUUGAAAUCAGCACUAGAGGGCACCUUGGCAGAGACAGAAGCCCGCUAUGGCACCCAGCUUGCCCAGCUCCAGGCUAUGAUCACCAGUGUGGAGGAGCAGCUGGCCGAGUUGAGGUGUGACAUGGAGCGCCAGAACCACGAAUACAUGAUCCUCCUGGACGUCAAGACCCGCCUGGAACAGGAGAUCGCCACCUACCGUCGCCUGCUGGAGGGAGAAGAAACCCACAUUUCUUCCCAGUAUGCAACGUAUGGCAAAGAGGGACCCACAACCACUCGUCAAGUCCGCACAAUUGUUGAGGAAGUCCAAGAUGGAAAGGUGAUCUCAUCCCGUGAACAGGUCCAUGUCUCUGGGCGUUAAACCUGCAAGCUGUCCUACCUGGCUUAGGCACCUUUGGACAUGCCAACCUUUGGUUUCAUUUGUGAAGUCCUCUGGUUUUUACUUCCCUGGUGCCUUCCCUACUGUCCACAGUUUGAGCCUUGCAUGAUUGCAUCCACAUGGCUCUAAUAAAGCUUUUUCAUUUCAUUCAAGCAAA
This is a messenger RNA of Hemicordylus capensis (graceful crag lizard), 1740 nucleotides long. RefSeq names its product keratin, type I cytoskeletal 14-like. The record is from RefSeq and is a predicted model, not a curated record. Bases 90 to 1565 code for a protein of 491 amino acids. Lineage: Eukaryota; Metazoa; Chordata; Lepidosauria; Squamata; Cordylidae. Gene Ontology annotation, cellular component: keratin filament. Gene Ontology annotation, molecular function: structural molecule activity. The transcript has 8 exons.